Hyla sarda is the source of this 2199-nucleotide messenger RNA. RefSeq names its product general transcription factor IIH subunit 4 (gene GTF2H4). Bases 133 to 1497 code for a protein of 454 amino acids. Gene Ontology annotation, cellular component: transcription factor TFIIH core complex; transcription factor TFIIH holo complex. Gene Ontology annotation, molecular function: ATPase activator activity; double-stranded DNA binding. The transcript is spliced from 14 exons. The record is from RefSeq and is a predicted model, not a curated record. Gene Ontology annotation, biological process: nucleotide-excision repair. Lineage: Eukaryota; Metazoa; Chordata; Amphibia; Anura; Hylidae.
AUCGCUGGCUGAGUUGGGACUUCGCUGCGGCCGGUGAUUGGCUGAAUGCAGUAGGAGACUCGCCGACCACCGGCAACCAGGAAGAGGAUCGCGGCGGAGACCGGAGUGGGUUACCGCUGGAGCGAAGGAAGAAUGAAGCUGCAGCGAGUCCAACUGAAGUGCAAGAACCUGCAUGAGUUUCUUCAAGAACUGAGCCCAGGGAUUCUCGAUCGUCUGUACAAUCAUCCUGCUACGUGCCUGGCUGUUUUUAGGGAACUCCCAGGACUCGCCAAGAACUAUGUGAUGCGUAUGCUGUUUCUUGAACAGCCAUUGCCCCAAGCAGCUGUUGCUUUGUGGGUGAAAAAAGAAAAUCACAAGGAACAUGAGGAGAAUACACAGAUUUUGUCUGGACUGCGACUAUGGCACACACAACAACUUCCAGGGGGUCUGCAGGGACUUAUUCUAAACCCAAUUUUUAGAGAAAAUCUGAAGAUUGCUCUGCUAGGCGGUGGAAAAGCUUGGGCAGAUGAUGGCAGUCUGCUUGGUCCUGAUAAACAUGGAAAGGAUGUGCCUUCACUGGAUAAAUAUGCAGAGAGCAGAUGGGAGGUUAUACUGCAGUUUAUGGUCGGUUCACCCAGUGCUACUGUUAGCCAGGAUUUGGCACAGCUCCUCAUUCAAGCCGGUCUGAUGAAAAGUGAUGCUGGAGAAGCGCCUAGCAUUUCUUCUGCAGGAUUUCAGUUUUUGCUUCUGGACACAGCAUCUCAGCUCUGGUAUUUUAUGCUUCAGUACCUUAAAACAGCUGAGACUCGGGGAAUGAAUCUGGUGGAGAUACUGUCCUUCAUGUUCCAGCUAAGCUUUUCUACGCUUGGAAAGGACUACUCUGUGGAGGGGAUGAGUGACUCACUACUGACGUUCCUACAGCACCUACGAGAAUUUGGACUGGUGUUUCAGAGGAAGAGAAAGUCUCGUCGCUAUUAUCCAACUCGUCUGGCGAUAAAUCUGGCUUCUGGAAUCUCUGGGACUACACCUGACAGUCAUAAGCAGGGAUUUAUUGUGGUGGAGACUAACUACAGAAUAUAUGCAUACACAGAUUCAGAACUUCAGAUCGCACUUAUUGCUCUCUUCUCGGAAAUGCUUUAUCGGUUUCCUAACCUGGUGGUGGCACAAGUUACUAGAGAAAGUGUUCAACAAGCUAUUGGAAAUGGCAUCACUGCUGAGCAGAUAAUCCAUUUCCUUCGGACCAGAGCCCACUCAGUAAUGUUGCAGCAGAAUCCUGUGCUUCCCCCGACCAUCACUGACCAGGUUCGUCUUUGGGAACUCGAGAAAGAUCGCCUCCGUUUCUCUGAAGGUGUUCUUUACAAUCAGUUCCUAUCACAGGUGGACUUUGAAUUACUGAGGAAUUAUGCUCGGGAUCUUGGAGUACUUGUAUUUGAAAACCCAGCAAGGCGUGUAAUGGUGGUUACACAAGCAGGCCAUUCAGAUGUUAAACGUUUCUGGAAGAGACAAAAACACAGCUAGUGAGACGCACAUGGGAUUUUUGAAUACAGCUCAGGAGUGAUUUCAGCUCUCUGGACCUGUUUGCCAUUGAUGUGCAAGCCUUGCAUAUUUUUGUACAAUCUUUAGUUACAAGACACUAGCACAUCUUGUGUUUAUCACAGGGCUUCCCGUCUAUACAAGAACAAACAACUUUUUACUUAUAUUGUGACCCCUUUUUUUUAUAUAUUCACUGGGAUUUUUUUUUUUUUUAAGCUAGUGUUCUCACACAUCUGGAUUUAAUAGUAUUGUUAUCUAGAAAACUUUCAAUAUUUAUUGGACCUAAAUGACUAAAAGAGGUUGUGCCAUCUUGGAAAGUACUCUGCUGCUUCCACGUAUACUAUAUAGAAUGAAUGAAGAGGAGCGUUCUUGAUAUUGAGGGGGGGGGGGGGGGCAACAGUGGACGGACCGUGACGCAAUCAAUUACCUAUUCCCUGUCCUGUGAAUAGGUGAUAACAUUCCAAGAUGGCAACUGCUUUAACAGUUAGUCCUCUACAUUGCUGACAAUGGACUGGAUCUCUGAAGAUCACAACAGAUUUUCCCUGUAAUUGCUUUCUCAUUGCUGCUUUAUAAAUAAAGUGUUUAGGAGGCGUACUGUGUUUUUUUGCUUUCCCUCAGAAGAUACUGCUUUUGUGAAAAUGAAAAUUACUGAAAAAAUACUUAUUUAUGUAAUAAAUUCAUCUAUCU